ACGAGACGGGGAGAGCUGUACUCGCGGGAAAAAUGGCGGAAUUGUGAAGAACUCUUCAUCCACAUCGGGGGUUCAAAACAUUGCCCCCAGGUCCGCAUUUCGUGUUCGUCUUCAUGCGUAAGUACAUGUUUUUCUUGGGCAAUGAUCCUCCAUGGAGUUCCACAGGUUCGUUUUCAGUUUCGAUCGGGUUUUACUGUGUUUUUGACAAAGUUCGGGUCUGCAGAGCGAUCGUUGGGAUUUCACGCCUCCCCGUCGAUCGUCCCUCACUGAGUUAAAUGCCGAAGUCUCUCUCUGCAACUUCUCUGCACUGAUGAAGUUCGUUAGACGUAUUGCAAUCGGAAGAAACGGCGUUUGUUUAUUUUGGUAACUAGAGAUGCAGCAAUAGAGAAAAAAAUCCGGACUGAUAACGACUGAGAUUUGCAAAUACCGACGCAGCUUUGAGGAGAUUCCGUGACUCGGUCAAUGAAUCCAAGUCUGAUCCAGAAUUUACAUACGAGAAUAAAGGGGCAACGUUGUUAUUUGUUAUCAAUAUCUUGUUAGUGCAAAUACAAUUACACUGAUUAUCAAAAUACUAUUUUAAACCAUGUUUCUCCUGAAGUAGUGUUUUGGAGAGUUUUGGUCAUAUGUCAAAAGCUCCAUUGGCCUGUUGUCAUUCAGAAGCCCUUCUGUUGAAUCGUCUCUUUUGUGAAUAAACAAAAUAAUGUCAAAUUCUAAUAACAUAAAUGAUGGUUAGAUCGUGAACAGCAUAAAUGCACGUAUUAGUGAAUUAAUAAAAAAUAUAAAUGAUGAAUAAGUACAAUUAUGUAUGGUGUAAUCCUUCAGUUAUACUGUCGAUGCAUGAUUUGGUUGCCAAAAGCAUCAACAUUACAUUCCUAUUACAUGGGUCUUCCUAAUUAUGCACCAUAGAUUAGUUAUGAUGCAUUAGAUAUGGAUCCACUGCUGCAAUCAUUCAGAGAUGAAUAUGCUGAUGGGUCAGUUUCUUUCAAAAGAACCUAAGAGUUAUUUCUAACUCUAAGUUGUUGCUCCACAGUAGAGGCUCACGCCAUUUUCAGCUCUACAUACUUGUGUGUUAGAGUGCCUGUGCCCUCCACAGUCUACAAUGCAAUUCCUUUGCUUGUCAUAUUGCUAGUUCCCAGUACCACUUACCACUUCAUCUUCUGGUUGUUUGUGCACCAUUGAAACAAGCAUCAGGGUUUCCCUCCAUGUUACUGAUUGUGGUGCACCGCAAUGGCAAACUAAAUGCUGACAAAUCUUUAUUUUAUUUUAUGUUUUUACGAUACGUGGAGCUACCUCGCAUCAGCAAGUUGUCAUCUGUGAUUACACUGCAGAUCACACUGAGCAUCCAAGUGUAUCAUGUUGGAGUUUGAGUUGUUGGUUUGCAAUUGUUUCUAAUUAAAAUAUGAUAAAGAAUAAGGCAAAGGGAUGGUAUGCCCAGACCAUGGUCAUUGAGUCCUUGUAGGCGGAGGACUGGACAAAUCUUAAACAGUCAUGUUGUAAGUGCAGGAAAUGUGAAGCUUCCCAGACCAGGUUUUCAGUCUCCAGUUACAAUUUUCAAAGUAAUGCUACACAAGUAGACUUCCGUCCAGACAAGGGAAACUAUGGUGUACUAUGGUAAAGAUUUAAUCCAGAUAUAUAAAUCAGUCUUUGAGUAUUGACUUAUACCCUAUUCUCAGCUUCUCAGCUGGGUCAAACCUCUAGGUGUCCACAAAGUAAUGGUAAUAGGCAGAUAACCAAAGAUGUGAUGCUUGUUUUCUAUUUUUAGCAAUGGGGUAAUGUUUUCAAUCUUCCAGGUGUGGCACAUUGGUUUUCUGUGUGACUCUACUCCGAGAUGAUGCAAGAUGCAAAAAGGUAUAAUGACAGUCUACGGUCUAACAGCAAAAUACCAAUUGAGGUAAAUUUUUCACAUUGGAUGUUCGACUUGUUCUUAUUGUUAUUUGUCCCCUCAGAUUCAGUCCACAUUCCUACAUCAGGCCCAAUGAUACCCAGUCAAGCUGUCGCUCAGAAAUCCCCGACAAAGUGUUUACCUUGUGGUCACUGUUCUCUCAUCUUCAAAUCCAAGGUCUUCUUAUUUGAACACCUCAACAAGGUUCAUCGCUUCGAUGUCGGUGCUGCUUUGACAGAUGCUGGUUUAAAGCACUCUGAGACUCACAAAACGGUAACUGACGACAGCAAUUAUUUUGAAUGCAAGAACUGCAAAUUCAAAGCUGUUAGUCUAGAUGAUUCACAGGAACAUGAAAGACAGUGUCAACAGAAAGUAGUGAAGAAAAACGGGAUUCAAAGUAACAUAAUUUCUGAAAAUCAUCAGGCCAAAAUAGUUGUUGUUCUGAAAAAGAAUGAAGAGAUUUCCUCAGUUGGCCCAGUAAAAUCUUCCCCGAAAGUUACAUGUACAUUGAGCUCAUCAAAGGAUCGGAAAACAUACAAGAGACCACUGCAAACGAUUACCAAGUUUUUAGUUCCAUCAGCCCCAACACAGCUAGACGAUAGCUCAAUGUCCCUUCUUGGAACCAAAGAAACUCUUAUUUUGCAAGAAUCUCCCUCUAACUCUCGCCCAAACAGCAGUGGUGUCUUUAAAGUUACUGCAAUGCCCAAUAUUGACAUGACCACAAGGGACUCUUCUCGAUGUUUGCUUAUGGACUCCUUUCCCGAUGCCACCUCGAAGCAACCAAAGCCUCAAGAACAGUCUGGAGAAACACCACCGAACAGUGUUGACAAGAGGCCCAGCAAUGAAAGUUCAGAUGGCCCUCCUUUGAAAAAAGCCAAAAAAGAACAUCCCAAGAAAGCAAAUGAAGGUAAACAACAGCCAUCAAGCAACCCAAGGCUUUCAUUAGAAUUCAGUGAAGAAGAAGAAGAAGAAAGAAAAUCUGAAGGAAAGAUGGGAAGCUCAAAGGUUUGUGUCUGUAAGCACUGUAACUUCAGUGCUGUGGGCAUCGGGCCUAUUUCCACCCACUACCAAAACUAUCACCCUCAUGUAAGAUUCAAUGCUGUGUAUCUCCAGGACCCCACUGAUCAGAGUGCCACCUUUCGUUGUUUGAAGUGUCCGAUUGAGUUUUCAAAUGUAGUUAAACUCAAGACACAUUAUACAGAAAGUCAUCCAGAGACCCCAGAUGUUCUCACUAUGCAAACACACGAACUCAACUUGGUUUUCAGAUGUUUUGUGUGCCCAUUUACUACAGAUGAAUCAAAGGCUUUGAAAGAACACUACAAGAAUAAGCAUCCAACCCAUACAGUGGACAAUUUCUUGAUGUACUGCAGGUAUUUGGCAAGCAAAUCCCCAGAGGGGAAUGAAUCACAGCUGAAUACAUGCGGAAAAGUACCCAGUAUGGAACCACCCAGAAAAAUUCCUCCAGUCAGCACAGCAAGUAAGGACGCCCAAAAAACGCCUUUGUCCCAACCUCCAACCUCAAUGGAAGCCGAUGUGGCCAUGUACCAUUGCAAGAACUGCACGUUUGCUCAUAAGUCAGUUAUUGUCAUGCAUGUGCAUUACCAGAGAAGCCACCCAGAUGAAGCUGUCUCAAUAGACACUCUCAAACAGUCAGCUCAUGGCGCAUCACUUACAAAGUCACAAACGACAUCAGACAAGUCUCCAAACCAUGAAAACGUUAAGUCUUUGCCCACUGAGGGCAACUUGGAUUCUCAAAAGUCAGGAAUUAAAGAUGGGCCGUCAAAGAAAAGGAUCAAAUUGAUUUUGAGAAAUCCUAUGCACAUCCCUAAAGUUGUCAACUCUUACCUUGAGUCUCACACAGCCAUGACAGUGGAACAUGAAGAGGACAGAAGUAAAAGGAAAAAGUCACCCGUGGACAUUUUAUCCAGCAGUCCACCGAAUAAAUUGUUUCACUGCCCGCGAUGCAGCUAUUCAAGCACUAAUAUUACAAAUGUUGUUGGACAUCAUAAUACCAAGCAUUACGGACAUGAACCAACAGAUACUGAAGAAGUUGCUUCAUAUAGUGUUGAGAUGGAGCAGAGGAAAUCCCAGAUGCAGGUUGGUACAGAGACUGAACCCUCUGAUUCCAGCAGGAACGAAUAUAAACUCAAAGAGGAUAAGGUGAAAGAGGCAUCAGUGAAGAAACCCAAUCCUUUUGCAUGCCCAGAAAACCUGUUCUACUGUCAAAAAUGCAACUUUGGAAGUCUGACUGUAAAAGGAGUAUUGAACCAUCAAUCCAAAGUUCACAAAUUGCUAAAGAUUGACAGAGAACAUGUCAUACAUUACACAGCGUUAAUUCGAGAUCAGAUUGAAAAGUCAAAAUCCAGUGAAAAUGGCUUUACUGCUCAGCUACCUCUUCCUAAUAUAAGUAACAGCAAAAACAAUCUGUUCUUCUGCCACUUUUGCAAUUAUAGUGCCAUUUCUUUGGAUCGUGUAAUAAGGCAUUACAUUGGCAGACAUCCUAGCAAUAAGGUCAAGAGGGAACAGAUCCGUUUGUAUUCGUCUAGGAUUCUCAAAAAGAUCGGUAAUUCCCACCUUAGGAAAAAAGAGGAUAAAAAGAAAAAGGCAAAGGUGCACCUCAAAGUUUCAGAGUCAUCACUGAGAGCCCCUCAAAUACAGAGGAUCAUCCAGUGCCAUAAAUGCUCCUACAAGACUCAACAUGUGUAUCUUUUGAAACGGCACAUGUGGCAAAUCCACAAGGUAAACCGCACAGUUACAGAAGUUUUAAGAAUGUGUUAUGAACAAGGAACCAUAAAGGCAGGCUAUCACUGUGAAACGUGUGUAUUUUCUCAUGAAACAGCUGAAGCAGUCUUUGACCAUUGCAAGAAAGAACACCCUAAACCACAUACCCUUGAGUAUGUCGUCACUCGGUUACAUGUCGGCCCCACUUCAACCAAAAACAAGAGGAAGAAACUACAAAUCAAGAAAGCUGAUUGUCCAAGUGAGGGAAAUGGGAUGGUUGAAGGUUUAUCAUCUCAAAGUCCUGGACACAGUGACACUAAGAUGCAUUCCUGCAAAGCCUGCUCAUUUAAAAGCGACUCACUGAUAAAUUUGACGCACCACUACCGCGCAGUCCAUCCUUGGUCUGUGAAAGAAGACGGCUCAGUCCUGGAUGUCAUGCACAGCAGGAAGUCUAGUGUCAGCAGUCAGUUUGAAGAUCAGAGUAACAAACAUGUCACAUUACACUCGUAUCAAGAGCCUCUUGAGUUUGAAGACUUCUCUGAUUCACCUGAAAAAGUGACAAAAUCUUCCAAAAAGACCAAGUGCCAUCAUUGCAACGCAAGGUUUCCUGACCAGCAUAAUCUUCACAUCCACCUCAGACUCGAACAUCCUGACCAUGCACAGAUGAGUGUAAGUGAACCUGAAAAAAAGCAAACGCAAUCUUGUGUGCAUGUUUUUAAGUGUUUGUAUUGUACCUACGUGAACACCAACCAUCAUGGAGUUCUCACUCACUGCCAGAUGAGGCACCCUAACCUCAGGUCUGAGGCAGGUAGUCUUUACAUUGAUGGAGAUCAUUUAAGCAACAUGAAGGGGUGUUUGAAAAAAACUGGUCAGGGUUUGAGAGUCAGUGGGUACAUGUGCAACACCUGUCCACAAAUGUGCGCAACACUGGAGAAGCUGAACAAACAUCACUCGAAGAACCACGAUGAGACAAAGUCCACACCCCCUCCUGAACUGUCAACUGGUCCCCAAAAAACACAAGUGAAGAUCCGAAGCAAUCAUGGGUUCAUAUCAAAAGCUUCUGUUUUGAGAAAGAAAAUGUAUACAUUGGUGAAGUGCCCACACUGUAAUUACAAGGCCACCACAAAAAUUGGACUCCAUCGGCACAUCCUUCUUUACCACAGUCAGGCAACUGGAGCAGGCAGUGUGGAUCCAGUGUACAAGUGUGUCCUGUGCUCCAGCAGCUAUUCCAGAAAAAAACAUCUGGGUAGUCACUACAAAACCAAACAUGGAAAAGAGAGCUACAGAAAAUACUUUUUACCUCUGAAAGAGCUAGCCGAAAAGAAGCCCUGGCCAUCGUCUCAGGACGUUCUUCUCUCCCAGUAUUAUGGAAAUAGUUCGGAAGAGAGCGUCUCAAACCCUGAGACAGGGGAAAACAAAAUGCUGGUCUUACUGUGUCCAUGCUGUCCCUAUGUGAAUGCUACCCACCAUGGAGUCCUCACUCACUGCCAAAUGAUGCACCCAGACUUCGUAGCCAGGGCAGAUGAACUAAAGGCCGUGGAAAUUCUUCCAACCAACGUUGUGGGUUUUUCAAAGGGAGGACGUGUUGCUCGAGGGUUCAGGUGUAAGAAGUGUUCACAAAUUUAUGCAUCAGUGAAAAAACUGAAAACCCACUGGGAGAGAGACCACAAUCGGACUGCAGAAAGGGCUACUGAGCUGUCAAUCAAAGACACUGAAGAAAAGCAACAGGAUCAUGAAUUCCAGCACUCAGUACUGGAGGCUUUCGCUUUGAAAAAUGAUCCACCAGCAGAUAGCGGUCCAGGAACUGACCUCACUCACCAGAUGGAAACGCCUAUGAUGGAUCAACAGACCACAACGCCAGAGAAGAACAAGGAAUGGCUGUAUGAGUGCCACAUCUGUACCUAUAAAGCUUUCUUUAGAAGAUACCUACAAAGUCACUACAGAAAGUUUCACAAGAUGGACGUGUUGACUACUUUCAACAUACUGGAGAAGUAUAACAAGCGGAAAACCAUUAGUCCUCAAUCUGGGGGAAGUGAAGCCGUCAAAUGUAAGAUGUGUCCAGACUUGAUGUUUGACUCACCUGAGCUGCUUCUUGACCACUUCAGAAUAGCUCACAAUUCAAAUCAGGUCCUGGAUUUCAUUAUCUUAUCAAGAAGAUCCAAGAGGACCACAGGGCUUUACAAAUGCAUCCACUGCAGCAAACAGCUGAACGGGAUCAGGAAGAUGGUUCAUCACCUGGACCGCCACAGAGACAAUGAGAUUGCAAAGAGAAAAGCCAUGGAUGUCAAGGAUAAGGAGACAGAGACUUCUGAUGUUGUGCCGAAGGACAAACCUGUGGAGGUAAGUUAACUCUGGCAGUAUGGUAAAUAAACUCUCAGUCCUUUCACAUUUUAAAUUUGUGUUUGUCUCUAAUCUUUAAGCAAGCUGAAGUGCCCAUGCUGGAGACUGUGGAGGAGCUGUCCAAGUGGAAUGUGACACCAGUAGUGACCCUGGCUUUGCCAACAAGCCCUCUCAAGUCUCCCGCAAAACCAGCACAUCCAGAGGAGGACUCAGUGGACGACAUACCGACUUGCAAACUCUGCGGCCGGACAUUCAUGUCACUCAGAGGUUUGCGUUCGCAUGAGCGCAGCCAUGAGGCGCUGGCAGCCAUCAGGAAACACACCCUGCCUUACUCAUUCCCCAAGCACAAGUAAGAAAGAAGACUUUUAGAUUUGUUAUUAUUUCAUGCUUAGACCAGACAUCAAGGAAGCAACUAACAUAAGAUGAUUUAUGUUUGGUUGUAAAGGAUUACGGAUGCUUUAAAAAUACUGUCUGGUGUUCUUGGACACUCACUGCCCUGUGGUUGGUUCUCACUGGAUGUGUUUACUGUUAUUUUUUUUACAGAGUUAACAAAUACAUCAUUUACAAACCGGACACCACAAAGCCUUUUGUUUGCAGUUUUUGUUCGUAUCGAACUAACGUCAUGGGCCUGUGGAGAAGACAUUUCAUGAAAAAUCAUCAUGGUGAGUGGGCCGCAUAAACUUCAACAACACCAUACUCACACUUGAAAUGGCAUUGGUAUCAUGCCUCUGGAGUUUUUGUUUGCAGUGCUAAUAUCGUAAAAAUUUUAAACCUGCAUGGAAAAUGAGCCGUAUCCCAUCCUCCUAUCCGUGUUUUUUAAAUAUUUAGUCUACUGGCUUGAGUGUCAGCUGUAAAUAGAUUUUAAGGAACAGGGAUCAGUCCUCAAACAGCUGUGAUACUCAUUAUUGUUGAUCAUAUAGCACUCAUGCAGAACUUGAGAUGUAAUUUUGCAUUUUUUUAAUUGAUCUUUCAUUGAGUCUGUUUAUCUCCAACAUGCAUUUGCUCAGAUGUUCUUACGGAUCCCACUGCGGCUGACCAAGACCUAGAGGAGGACAGCGCUCAGAGCGACACAGAGCCCCCUAAUUUAUCUGAAGAAAGGAUUAUUUUUCCUGAACAUCAUGAAAAACCUGAAACACAUAAAAGUUGGUCAUACCUUUCAUUAUUUUUUGAGAAUAAAUAUGCAUCUAAUUACUGAAUCUGUAUUAAACCCUCUGAUUUGUGUUGUACUCUAACAGGGUCGCUGUACUCAGAGCCCCCAGAUGUGCAGCGACAGUUGACCCAGUAUGACAUGUUGGCACAGGGCGGGGCUUCAUCUCAAGCUGCUGUGAAGGAGACUAUGAUGCUGGAGAGUAGCGUGCUUUACUGUGAUCUCUGCAACUUCAACACUGAACACCAGUCGAGUCUUCGACGACACUAUCAUAAUCGGCACGGAAAGAAGAUGUUAAGGUGCAAGGACUGCAGUUUUUUCACUGGUUCAAGGUAAAAUUUAACCACUAUGAGUAUAUUCCUCUAUGACAAGCGUAUUUUUUCCUUAUCUUGUCCUACUUUAAUUUUUUAGGAAACAACUUCAACAUAAUUUUGAUAUUUUGAACAAACAUGAACAUAUCGUCGCUGUCCAAUGAAAAACACAUAUCUCCACUUUUAGUGAUGUGGACUUUUUUCAAUACAUGCAUGGUCCAUAAUCUUCCUUCACAACCCCUAGUUUUGGGUAUCCAAAUGACCGAUGGAAAGACAUUUUAUAACCUCAUCUUUUAAACACGCAUCUCCAUUGGGUUUCGGAAGUGUCAACAAAGCAUGUAUCUCCCGCCCUGGCCCUGCCUUGUCAUGUCAGACUUACACUGUGACAGACUCAUUACGGUCCAGGGUAAUGCUACACUAACGUCCUUACAUCGACUGAUGCCGACCUAAAACUUUUUUCUCACCAUGACAGUGUUUCUUAUUUGUACGUUAGAUUUCUUGAGCCAAAGUUCAUCCCAGAGGCAAAGCUGCUGCUGUUUUCUUGUUAAAUUGGGAGUCGCAACUCAAAAAGGUUGACAACCACUGUGCUAUGUGAAAAUGUUGAAAAGCCCGCUUUCAAUAAUAGUCAAUAGUUCAUCAACAUAGUGGGACAUAAAGAGGAUACUUGAAGCUCGUAAAUGACCCGUCAUUGGAGUGCAUUAUAAAAAGAACAUGUAUGCCCACUACCACUCACAACCCAAAGCACGUGUGUCCAUUUAAAAUAUCAAUCAAGUCACUGAUGACUGUAAAUAUAGAUUUUGAUUUUGGGUCCUAAUUGUGUCCUAAUACAGUGUUUUUGGUUUAUCCUGUAGGGUAGUUUAUGAAAAAAAUGUUUCUUAAUGUUCCUGAAAAAAAAAAAACAUUUUGGAGAUACGUCUUUCUUAUUGGACAGCAACCAUAUAUUACAAUUUCGCAGGCAGUUCAUGUCCAAAAUUAACCCACAAUAAAAAAUUGAACCUCAGGAGUAAAUCCAACACAUCAUUCAGAGCAAACCUGAGGAGAAAGUUGACAGUAUCUGAAUUGCUCACGUGUUAGCUGCACAUGUGUCAUAGCGAUUUUUGUUUUCUGCCUCUAUCAGGAAGAGACUGGAAAUGCACAUGGAGAUGGGUCACUUUUCCCACCACUCAGAGCCUACUCAUCAGAAACACCUCAGCUGCCCUUUCUGCCUUUACCAAACCAAGAACAAAAACAGCAUGAUCGAUCACAUCAUCCUGCAUCGAGGUAAAACCGACUCUCUGAAUCUGUGAUCUCAAACACUCAUCAGUCAUUUGCUCACUCUUUGUGCUUCUUUCAUUCUUAGAGGAACGUUUGGUGCCAAUCGAGGUGCGCCGCCCGAAGCUGUCCCGUUACCUUCAAGGCAUCGUCUUCCGCUGUCACAAAUGCACUUACACGUGCGGCAGCCCUGAAAACCUACGUUUGCACAUGAUGAAACAUGACGACAUCAAACCCUACAAGUGUCGACUGUGCUUCUUCGACUGCACAAGGCUGAGCGACUUGGAGGCACACCUGAGUGAUAAGCAUCAGGUGAGGAUUUGUAGCUUAAUCCCUUCAUGCUUUGCUGGAAUCCCUUUCAGUCUGUGGUCACCCUAAGUUUUGUGGUACUGGAAUUUGAAAAGUAAAGAGACUUUGAGACCGUUUCUUUGUUUUGUAUUUUUAGUCCCUGAAGUAUAAAUGAUGAAAAAGUUAGGGUUAUUCUUUGAACUCUCUGGGGGGAUACAGGCAGGGCAUGAAUGAUAUUGUAGCCGUGUUACUGGGGUCUUGGUUAAACACUGGCUACUGAAGUGUUCCUUGGGAAUUUAUGAAGUUUUCUGCUGUGGAAGUGGGCUGAAUUGGGUUUUAUCUUCUGGCUUUGCAGGUUGUGAGGAAUCAUGAGCUCGUUGGUCAGGUCUGCCUGAAUCAGCUUGAGGCAAGGGUUGGUCAAAUGUCCAAGUAUGAAGAGGAGCCUUCAUCGGACUCAGAGCAACUCAACGUUGAUACAGAGAUUGUAAAAAAAGAGGCGAUGGUCUCAGGCUAUGAUGAAGUUCAAGAGGAGACACAAACUGAACAUCUUCCAGGAAAUAUCCUCAUAAAGUUGGAAGAAACAUACCAUAAACAAAUAGAAGACAGCACCAACAGGGCUGAAGAAGAACCUGGGAGUCCCCCAUUAGACCCUCAAAAUGAGAAUUUCAAACUCAGCACUUCAGGCCAAGAGGAGCUUGAGCAGGACCAACAUGAACAAGCAGGGACUGGGCUUUUGUCAGACCCUGUGCAAGGACAAGGGGCAGAAAAUGUGGAAGACCAAAAUAUGUGUGAAAGUAUGGAAUUUCAGAGCUGCAACCCUUCAGUUAAACAGCAGACAGAAGAAGAUGAAGCUCAGGCUCAACUCACAGAGGCUGAGGACAGUUGCCCGAGGGUCACACACAAAAAAGAGGAGGCAGAAGAUGGGGUCUCAAUCAGUGAAAUAGCUGAAAAGGAACGGGCAAACAAGCUUCAUGUAAAGCUGGAUGUGAAGGACAGCAUCCCUGAGAUUAAUGAAAAGAUGGAUCAGGAUUUAGAGGGUCUAAUGGGACAUAAUAUUGUGAAAAUCUUAAAUGAAGAGAGCAGUAUCACUGCAGCCAACAACCCUGAAAGUGUGGUCAGUAUGGUGGAAGAGAAAAGCCCAGAAAGUAAGUUCAAGGUCCAAUGUGAAAUCGAUGCGCUUACUCUUAUGCCAAACUGUGCACAGCUUAAAAUAAGCCACGUGGAGAGCUCAGGUGUCUCAAUGACAACCUCACAAAAGGAUCUAUUAGAUAAACAACAAAACAGCGAGGAGAUCAGAGACCCUUACGGGGAAAUGCCUGUACUUAAGAAUGAAUACCUCAACGAAGAAAGAAACCCUCGAGGUUGUUAUGAGGACAGUAAUCAGAGUGAUCAUCUUGAAGAAAAGCAGGACAAAAAACAUAACACUAGUGAAGGUGAUGAGGAUGGUUGCACAGAUCAGGAACAUGAAGAAGUUGAUGGGACAAAGGAUGCAAAUAAACCACAUGAACUCGAAGGUGAGUGGAGCAGCUGUUGGCAUCAAUGAAAACAAUGUAGAGUUCAUGGAGGACAAGUCAUGUUGACUGGUUGACAAAUCUUUUGAUGAGUCUACUAGUGUGUAAAAUGUCACUUCUGUCUCAUGGAAACAUUGAUGUGCAUUUUGACUAAUUUCUGAUAUUAUCAGACUUACUGAUCAAUGUUUGUGAAGCUGAACUCUUGUUUUCUUUCCUCAGGUGCACUUCAAGUUACAGAAGAAGAUAAUGAAGAGCACUGUCGUGUAAGCACCGAGGAUAAACAGUUUACCUGUGAGCUUUGUGGGCGAAACCUCAUGAACAGCUCAGAUCUGCAGCGUCAUGUAGUACGGCACGGUCUAUAGUUGUUUUCUUCUAAAGUUUUUAAUGAUUAAGAGAGUGUCUACUGUUGCUUUUUGUGUGGAAGGUAGAUUUUCUUCAAGUAAACUGUCUUUUACGUUCUUUUUUUUUAACGUACUGUUUUUCUGAGAAACACAGUUUGAGGUUUUUUUUUAUGUUUUCUAUAUUUUAAAACCUUCUAAUUAAAGAUUUUUACUCUGGCGCUGUUGGGCCUAGGACUGAAUUUUACUGAUUCGAGUGAUGAAACUUCCUAACCCAUAUACAGUGACUAGUUCAUCCGUAACGAAUUGUCAUGGGAUUUCUAGUUUCUGUUGUAACAAGACUAAUGGACAUUUUUUGAAUCACCACAGCCAGAAUGCCAUUUUAUCCCCCUUUAGUGUAGCUGAGGGGAGGUAUUUACCUGUUUGUACUACUGUCAAACAUGCAAAAAUAUUUACACUGUGAAUUAUUGAUACAUUAUACUGUUAAAUACAAAGAUAUAACCUCACAACCACAGAUUGUGGAGAAUGCUUAUGCUGCCCUAAAGUACCGUUAGUAUUUCAACUUAAGUUGCUCUGCACUUUGCCAGUGAAGAAGUGCAUUGUUUUGCCAAGUGCGUCAAUGACUGUGGAAGCUCUAAGUGCAUGUGCAUCCAUACAUUAAGAUUUCUCCAGUUUUUCCGAAGAAGUCAUUUUGUGGAGAUCUCAUGAUAACAUCAGAUAAUCAGUACAAGUGUUGCUGGAGUAACACACUUGUAGAAUACAAACAUAGAAACAGACAUAACCUACCUCAGUGGUGUUGGCAACAUGGCAUGUUGUAGUUUGCUCAUUACCCACCACCUUAGUUUGUAAAUUUUUUUGAUGGCCAGAACAUCAUGAGAGACAAAGAUUUUAGAAAACUAGAUUGGUUAUCAUGAGACAGAAUUCAGCAUGGUCUUUAGAAAAACAAAACAAAUGUAGCUAUCUUGAAAUGAUGACAAAGUUAAGAUCUCUGGAAACAAAUGGAACUAAUUCUUGACCAUGGAGAACUUAUGAAUGUAUGGAUGAGUGUCUCUGUAAAGCUUCUGUAAUUAACAGUGUUUCAGCUGGUACUUCUUGUAAAUUAUAUACUCCUUAUGACUUUUUAACCUGUCUCUUGUAUGAUACCAGUUAUGUUUCUUGUAAGUGAAUUGAGAGUAUUAAUAAAUCUGGUGUUUGUCUUCAUUCUACAUAUAAGAAAUGGAUAAACAGUUGAUAGCAAGUAUAAUAUCUAACUUAAAUAGUAAAAGGUUU
Xyrichtys novacula (pearly razorfish) is the source of this 13058-nucleotide messenger RNA. The record is from the annotation of a GenBank genome assembly. Lineage: Eukaryota; Metazoa; Chordata; Actinopteri; Labriformes; Labridae.